Messenger RNA from Beta vulgaris subsp. vulgaris (sugar beet), 1255 nucleotides. RefSeq lists its product as uncharacterized. The coding region runs from base 137 to 880 and encodes 247 amino acids. The record is from RefSeq and is a predicted model, not a curated record. The transcript has 10 exons. NCBI's taxonomy places the organism in Eukaryota, Viridiplantae, Streptophyta, Magnoliopsida, Caryophyllales, Amaranthaceae.
ACAAUGUCCUUUCGACCUUUCGUAUGACAUUGGGUUUUCAACUUUUCAUUAUCCUUAGACAUUAAGACCUUAAGUAUAUAUAUAUUACCUGAAAAUUAAACCAUCAUGAAAAAUUGAAGAACUUUCUUGUACUACUAUGGCGAAUUCUACAGUGAUGGUGUUGAAAUCAGUGUUCAUAGUAUUGGGAAGUGUGAUGGUUGUCACUCUUCUCUAUACUCUCGCCAUUGAUGGCCUUCCUUUCCGUAAAGACCUCCUCACCCCGUGGAUGAACGCAACUUUGCUGGACUUUUACAUUAAUAUCUUAGUGUUGGCGGUAUGGGUUAUCUACAAGGAAUCAAGUUGGCUUGCAGCAGUCCUUUGGGUAAUUCUUCUGGUAUGUUUUGGGAGUAUUACAACUUGUGCAUACGUUACCAUUCAACUAUUCAAGCUUACAACUGAAGAAUCCGCUAACGAUCCUAUGUAUCAUCUUCUUUUGCGGCACCAGGACACCAAGAAGGCUGCAAGUGGGAGUUCCUUUCAACAGAUCUCUGCAACAAUUGUUUUCAGUGUUCUGGGCUGUCUCAUGCUUGGUACCUUGCUUUACACUCUCUUGACUUAUGGCUCACCAUUCAAUAAGGAGAUUUUCAUACCGUGGAUGGUAGCAACGCUAAUUGAUUUCUACAUCAAUGUUACAGUUUUAUCAGUUUGGGUUGGCUACAAGGAACCAAAUUGGUUUGUUACAUUUACAUGGAUCGUUUUACUAAUAUGCUUUGGCAGUAUCGUGACCUGUGGAUAUGUCGUGCGGCAGUUGCUUCUGCUCUCUCCUCAUGAUCCCUUGUAUCUUGUUCUGUUGAACAAUCGUCAAAGGGCAGAAAGCAAGUAUGAGACGACAUCAGGGUGAAUCAAAGGUUAUAAACAAUCUUCUCAUCCUGGGACUCAAAAACCAAAAAUGUUUCUCCAGAUACUGGCUGGACUCUUGUCCCGGGGGGAUGAGGUGGACCUAUGCUUGUAGGUGUUCCCGCCUGUAGCUCAUUGAAUAUGUAAUUUGUUACAUUUGUUAGUUGUUUGUGCAAUAUGUAGUUGGAAGUUAUGUAAAUCAAAUUGUAUAUCCCAUAAAGUUGUAUAUGUCUCACUAUGUGUAUAUGAUUCGUGUUGUUUUUCAAUUUGACUAUAAAUUCUCAUUUGUAUAGCUAUUAAAAUAAUAUCAUGUGAGAUUUUGUUGGAUCAAGGUCGUCGAAUCUUUCUAUUAUUUUAUCAAACAUUUAAUUUUUGUUUA